Molecule: messenger RNA, 3018 nt
Organism: Diorhabda sublineata
Lineage: Eukaryota; Metazoa; Arthropoda; Insecta; Coleoptera; Chrysomelidae
Product: putative ankyrin repeat protein RF_0381
Exons: 2
Coding region: 165-1952 (595 amino acids)
Molecular function (GO): protein binding
Source: RefSeq, a predicted model, not a curated record
AGGGAAAUAUUACUUUCAACUUGUGCAUACAUAUUAUUUCAUUUUCUUAUUUUUAAAUCUAAAUUUAUCGCAACAUCGACCAUUAGAGAGAUGAAAGCGUUGUGAGCAAGAGACCAUAAAACGAAAAAGGAGAAGUGAAUAAAUAAUAACUAUGUUUAAUAGGAAUGGCAAUAUAUAAAAUAUCAACAAUUAGAAAUAAAUGGCGUGUAUCUUUUUUAACUGAGUGUGACAAAUAUCUUAAAUCAAUGUUUCGAAAAAGUGUCAUGACUAGAAGUCAUGAACUGAUGACUGCUGUGGAAGAUGGAAAUAUAACGGAAGUGGAAUUAGCAUUGAAAAGAGGAAUUUAUGUUAAUAAGAAAUAUUUGGAGAAGAAAUGGACACUUCUACAUGCAGCAGCCAAAUAUGGUCAAAUGUCUAUUUUAAUGUUACUGUUGGAAGAAGGAGCAGAUAUUGAAGCCAAAUCGUUAGAAAGAAAAACUCCUUUACACUAUGCUACUAAACAUGGUCACCACUCUGCAGUUAUGUUUUUGUUAUCAAAAGGAGCUGAUAUUCAAACUAGAACUUCAGAAGAAUACACUCCUCUACAUUAUGCAGCUCAAUAUGGUAACAGCUCCAUUGUUCAUGUAUUUUUGAGAAGAGGGGCUAUUAUUGAGGCCAAAACUAAAAAAGGCAAAACCCCUAUGCAUUUUGCUUCAGAAAAUGGUCAUAGUGACAUAGUAAAAUUACUCAUGAAAUAUGGAGCAGAUUUUGAAUUGAAAUCCAGUUUCAACAGUCCUAUGCAUUUAGCUGCCGAAUAUGGACACAUAAAUGUUAUAAAAAUCUUGUUGGAAAAUGGAGCUGAUAUCAACAUGUUAAAUGCUUUAAAAUAUACCCCGUUGUGUGUUGCAGUUAACAAAUCACAAAGAAGAAUUGUUAAAUUCUUAUUAGAUCAAGGAGCAGAUUGUUCAAUAGCAAAUGGUUUCAAAGAUACACCUUUGCACUUAGCUGUUAGAAACGAUAAUGAAGAUAUCGCAAGAUUGUUAAUAAAGAAAGGUGCAGCUAUACAACCGAAAAAUGAAGAUAAUUGGUCACCUCUUUUAAUUGCAGCACAGUGUGGAUAUGUAUCCAUUGUUGAAUUAUUACUAGAAGUAGGAGCAAAUGUAAAUGAUGUUGAUGAUAAUAUUAACACUUCCUUGCACAUAGCUGCUGAAAGUGGUAAUGAAGAUGUGGCAGAAAUUCUCUUGAGUAAAGGAGCAGAUGUAAAUGCAGUUAAUAUUAACAGUUGGACUCCAUUAUUUUAUGCUAGUUAUUGCCACCAAAAGAUAGUAAAACUUCUGUUGGAUAGUGGAGCCGAUUUUCAUAUAACAGACAAGUUUAAGAAUAGCCCUCUACAUGUUGCCACUUCACUUGCUAAUAUACCUAUAAUGAAGUUGUUAAUUAAUGUCGGAGCAGACUUGGAAACACGAAAUGAAGACGGUUCUAAUGUUAUAGACUUGGCUCUUAAAUUAAGGGAUAAAACAAUCAUAAAAAAUUUGAUAAAGUACAGUUUAUACAAAGAUAUUAAUAAAAUAAAACCUAAUUCACUUGGUAGCUUGGAAAAUUCCAAGUUUUGGGAUAGUUGUAAAUCUGAAUUGGAAGAGAUGAAAUAUCAUAUGAUUGCUGAUAGCACUGUUUCAUAUUACAAAUUCUUAAGAGAAUCGGAAAAAAAUAAAUUAGCUGCUUAUUUUUGCAAUGAAAAUAUCGUUUUGGAAUUAGAAGAAUUACAAUACAAAAAUAAAUAUCCAAUUUAUGGAAUUAUUAUAUCUAUGAAAAUGUUACAGGGGAAUUACAGGAAGCGAAUGUUAAUGAAAGCUGAUGAAAUUCUACAACAGUUGAAACCAAAGUUACCAAUUGUUCUUAGAACAAAAAUUUUGGAACAUUUAUCUGAUAAUGAUUUAAAAAAAUUUUAUACGGAACGUCCGUUAGAUAAAUAAUUGAAUAUAUUGCUCAAUUACAAUGUUUAAAUGUUAAAUAAUUUAUAUAAUUUAAAAAAGUGGUAUUUUACCAAAUCUUGAUUCUUAAAUUUUAAUAAAUUAGAUUUUCAUUUUUUCUAUGAAAUACUUGAUAUUACACCUAAUGAACUAAUUAAUUAGUGCAUCAAGUUGUGGAUUUAAUGUAAUAAAUUCUACAAAAGUUGAAACUAAAGUUACCUAUUGAUAUAAGAACAAAGAUUUUGCAUUUUUCAUAAUGAUUUAAAAAACUUUAAACCGAAUAUCCGUAACAUAGAUAGUUGAAUAUAUUGCUCAGUAAUAACGUUAAGUACUUUGUAUAAUAUCAAAAAUUGUAUUUUACCAUAUCUUGAUUCUAAAAUUGUAAUAAAUUAGAUUACAAUUUUUUCUGAUGAAAUACUUAAUGUUGCACUUAAUGAACUAAUUAAUUAGUGCAUAAAGUAAUUGAUUUAAGAAAAAAUUUUAAACAAAUAUCUGAUAAUGAUUUAAAAAAAAAUUAUUUUGAACGUUGGUAAUACUAGAUAGUUUAUUAUGUUUAAAUGUUAAAUAAUUUACAAAAAUGUUAUUUUACCAAAUCUUGCUUCUAAAAUUGUAACUAAUUUGAUUUCAAUUUUUACUUAUUACAUAUUUAAUAUUACGUUUAAUGAACUAAUUAAUAAGUGCAUGAAGUUGUGAAUUCAGUGUAACAACAUUUAGAAAUUUUGAAAUUAAUCUAAGAACAAAAAUUUUACAACAAUUAUUUGACAAUGAUUUUGAAAAAAAAAUAUAUUGAAUGUCCUUGGCAUAGAUAGUUUAAUAUAUUGCUCAAUAAUAACGUUCAAUUGUUAAAGAAUGUGUAUUUUAUAAAAAAAUGGUAAUCUAACAACAAAAUUUUUUCAACAAAUAUUUAAUAAUAAUUUUGGAAAAUAAUUAUUUUGGAUGUCCUUGGCAUAUAUAGUUGAAUAUAUUGCUCAAUAAUAACGUUCAAAUGUUAAAUAAUGUAUAUAUUAUAAAAAAUGGUAUUUUACCAAAUCUUGAUUCUAAAAUUGUAAUAAAUUAUAUUUUAAUUUUU